Molecule: messenger RNA, 1737 nt
Organism: Gloeophyllum trabeum ATCC 11539
Lineage: Eukaryota; Fungi; Basidiomycota; Agaricomycetes; Gloeophyllales; Gloeophyllaceae
Product: amidase
Exons: 10
Coding region: 1-1737 (578 amino acids)
Molecular function (GO): catalytic activity
Source: RefSeq, a predicted model, not a curated record
AUGUCCAGAGCAGCGGGAAAGACCCUCACGGACUGCCGCGAGUUUCUUUCCCGCUGCCCUCUUCUUGAAGAGGUACACAUCGUUGUGUCUCGUGGCCUUCUCCACUGGUCUUCUGCACUGCGUAGUUCAUCGCCGGCAUGUCUGUUGUUUCCCUUCACAGAUAACCCAGUUACCUUGGAGGAUUUACGGAAUACUAUCUCGAAAAUCGGACCUAUCCAGCUGAAGGAUGAGGAAGAGCAAGAUUACCUUAGAGUUCUGCAAGCAAUGCACGACUCUGUCCAGCGCAUCUUGGAUGAAGAGGACUACUAUCCUAUUCCCGACCGUGUGAGGUUCCCGCGCGAGGACAUAUACUAUCCGGCAAAGGAGGACAAUGAGCUUGGUGCAUGGGCUUGGAGAUACACCUUGAAAGACGUCCAGACCGAUGCCACCACCACGGGUCCCCUGGCAGGCCGCACGGUGUGCUUGAAGGAUUGCGUCGGGGUCGCAGACGUCCCGUGCCUACUGGGAACAGAAGUUAUCACCGACUAUGUCCCGAAAACAGACGCAACGAUUGUUACCAGACUCCUGGAAGCUGGUGCGACUAUUAUUGGGCAGUCGGUAUGCGAAAACAUGUGCACGUUCUCUGUCUCCUUCAGUGCAGCGACGGGUCCCGUGCAUAACCCGUACGCAAGGGGUCGUAACGCUGGUGGCUCUUCGUCGGGUUCAGCCGCCCUCGUGGCGGCACAGCAGGUAGACCUCGCUAUAGGGGCAGAUCAGGGAGGGAGUAUCCGCAUGCCUUCGGCCUUGUGUGGAUGCGUGGGUCUGAAGCCAACCUUCGGACUUGUGCCCUACACAGGAAUAGCUUCCAACGAAUCCACAAACGACCACACAGGCCCUAUCACCAGAACGGUACUGGACAACGCGUUGAUGUUGCAGGUCAUUGCUGGAGCAGACGGGAUUGAUGAUCGUCAAGGAGCAGGCUGUCCUUUCCCCAAGGACGUCCCGAAAUACGUUGAUCAGCUCCUCGCGAGCCGUCACAAGUCCCUGGAAGGCAUGAAGAUCGGAAUCCUCCGCGAAGGCCUGGACAUGUCUAGCGUCGACCCACGAGUCCAUGCCAAGGUCGUCGAAAGCGCCAUGAAGUUCAAGGAACUGGGCGCGACCGUCGAGGAGAUAUCUAUUCCGUUGCAUAAAGAAGGCCCGAUAUAUCACCUUACCGUCGGAAGAAUGGCGGGGUACCUUAGCAGAAUGGGACAAGCCUCCUCCCGGAAGGAGCUAUAUUUGACGGAGCUCACGGACAAAUUUGUGCCUUGGACGCAGCAAAAAUGGGACAAGCUUUGGCCGACAGCAAGCAAUGUGAUGAUCAACGGUGCCUACUGCUGGGACAAAUGGCCUUCGCUGUAUGGGAAGACGCAGAACCUGCUUCGAAAGUUGAGAGACGCUUACGACGACAAGCUUGCCACUUACGACGUGAUAAUUCUGCCCACUGUCCCUCAAGUCGCGGGUACGCUGGGCAGUCAAUCGGACAGACCAAUGGACAAAUUAGCAAAGACAGUGGGCCAGAACUUAAAUUGCGCUAUGUUUAAUCAAACAGGACAUCCGGCGUUAACGCUACCAAUUGGCAUGCUCCCGCCUCAUGAUGGACCUGAAGACUUGCUACUACCGGUUGCAUUCCAGAUUAUCGGCAAGCAUUUUGACGAAAGUACGAUAUACCGCGCAGCACUUGCGUGGGAGGACAGAUUCAACUGGAAAGACCUGUGA